Messenger RNA from Blepharisma stoltei, 567 nucleotides. The record is from the annotation of a GenBank genome assembly. NCBI's taxonomy places the organism in Eukaryota, Ciliophora, Heterotrichea, Heterotrichida, Blepharismidae.
AUGACAUCCAACUUUUUAACUAACUACUCUCGCAAGUCUUUUUCAAUGAUGAGGAGCUCAUCUCCAAUGAUGCAAAGACAUUUCAGCAUAGGUGACCCAAAAAGAAGCCCAAAAGCGAGGGAUUCAAGACAUAUCAGAAAAGUUAUCAUGAGGAAAAUGGAAUACAAUAAAGAAUCAGUCCUAAAAAUAAUUGAUACUCACAUAUCCCAACAAACAGAAGAUUGACAUAGAAAAAUCCAAUCCACCUAUAAAAGACCAGGACUGUAUAAUAGAAAGAAAAUCAUAGUAAAAAAUUUGGAUAAAAUAAGUGUAAAAACCAAAGACAUUCUUGAUGUGUCUAUUGACGAAUUUGAUAAAAAGGUUAAAUACACACUGUCACCAAGUCCUAUGAAAUCAUAUUCAGAAAAAAUAUUUGAACUGAACCCUGAAGGAAGUUUUAAGGUGGAUACUAUUUCUCAGAGCUUUACGAAUGAUGGCGAAAAACAUAUAACGGCUUCUAAUAGGCUUAGACAUGUUCAUAGCAACCGACGCACAAUUCUUGAUAAAAUUUCUAAGCCAGUAAUAUAA